This is a messenger RNA of Leptomonas pyrrhocoris, 1525 nucleotides long. RefSeq lists its product as hypothetical. The transcript has a single exon. Lineage: Eukaryota; Euglenozoa; Kinetoplastea; Trypanosomatida; Trypanosomatidae. Gene Ontology annotation, biological process: mRNA export from nucleus. Bases 128 to 1525 code for a protein of 465 amino acids. Gene Ontology annotation, cellular component: nuclear pore. The record is from RefSeq and is a predicted model, not a curated record. Gene Ontology annotation, molecular function: structural constituent of nuclear pore.
GUGCUAUCAGUUGGUCCGCUAUCACACACAACUUAAAAUUUUCAAGGUGCACUUCGCAAGACUGUGGGUUUCGCACAGAAUAAAAAAGGACACACCAUUUUUUGUUUUGUAGGAGUUAGUCACCGCAAUGGACCGUACGGAUGGUGAAGCAGCGAACGCUGCCAUGGAAUGCGGUGAGGCUGCUGCUCCCAGCCAGCCGGCGCCACCUCCGGUGGAGAAAACCGCUGCCCUCCCUGACACGGCCGCCGGCGCCGCUCAAUCUUUUCCUAAUCGAGAGGAAGAGGAAGGCGAUGAGGAAGAGGUGGAAGAAGAAGAGGUGGAGGAUGAAGAGGAGGAAGACGAGGAGGACGAGGAGGACGAGGAGGAGGAAGACGAAGAGCUUGACGGAGAGGUCAGCGAGGAGGAAGAGGAGCACGAGUAUGAGGCAGAGGAGACGGUAAACUCCAACGCCACGACGGUCAAACCAAUCACCAUCACGGUAGGCAACCGCGAGUACAAGCUUUCUUCGUUUGUCAAGAACAGAGGUUUGUCGUACGUGCCGGGGAAACUGAAGUCCAACCCGGCCGCCACCUUCACCCCUUGCGUCAUCGCUGCACCGCACAGCAUCCUGGGCUGCCAGCAUCUGCAUUUAGCGAAUCGUGGCAUCCUCGUGCGGGACCGCUACAUCCGUCUGAAUAUGCUUGUCGACAACCGCGGGAAGGAGGCGCUGCUGCGCAACCCAGAAAGAUCGCUGAAGAUGCAGAUCUGCCGCCGUGACGUGGAGGGCAGUGACAAGGAAUCCCACAACCCGGCCACCUGCUCUGAUUUGCAUCUCCUGCCCAACAUCGUUUUUAUCGGCAUUCCUGGACUGCGGACGGCGUACUUCGAGGCGGAGCUGCGCUUUAACCUGGCGCUGACGAAGCUGAAGGAGCAACCGUGGGAGACGCAGUGCGGGACGUGGUGCCGCGGGCGCCGCUCGCACGUCGUCACCACCUGCUCAUUCUUGCACUACAACCACGGCAACAACCACACGGAGAAGCCGCACCCGCCGCACCGUCCGCUGGCCGCCAUCCCGGACCUCACGCCGAGCCGCCCACCGCAGGAAACGGACGCUGCGCGCCGCCGCGGUCGCGGUGGCCGUGGUGGCCGUGGGGGCCGCGGUGGCAGGGGCGGCAGAGGUGGCAGGGGAGGUUAUCGAGGACGUGGGGGUCGCGGCGAUCGUGGCCGCGGUCGUGGUGCUGGACGAGGGGCACCGCGUGACAUCCUUCCCAAAGCGUCUCAGGCCGGCUACGCCCCUCCGACGGUUGACGCAGCUGAGGCAAGGAGUGCGGCAGCUGCCGUUGCUGCCGCUCCUGCGAAGAGCAAAGCGGCAACGAGUGGCCCCGCUGCUCUCGCUGCGCCGGAUUGGAUAGCACAUGAGGAGCAGGAGGACAGCAAAGCAGAUAACGGACUGCGGAAUCUUCUGUUCGUUCUUUUGGCUGUCUUUGGAAUUCUCAUUGCUGUUCUGCUCACUCGACAAGAAGGGUCUACGCGUGGGGAGGCGUAG